AUGGACGAAGUUAAAGCUGAACUAGACCGCAUGGAAGCCGCAGGUGUCAUUGAGAAGAUCAGCGCUCCAACUGACUGGUGCGCGCCGAUUGUCCCGGUCAGGAAAAGGUCUUGUAGCGUUAGAAUCUGCACAGAUCUGAAAAAGCUCAACCUGUCGAUGAAGCGUGAACGAUUCAUGCUGCCCACCUUAGACGACAUCUUGUACAAACUCGGCGGAUCAAACAAGUCCAGCAAGCUUGAUGCGACGUCUUCCUUUUGGCAGUUGGCACUGGACGAUGACUCCGCAAAGCUGACCACUUUCAUUACCCUGUUCGGCCGGUACUUCUACAGACGUCUCUGCUUUGGAAUCACCUCUGCGCCUGAGAUAUUUCAGCGUACGAUGCAAGACAUUCUAGCUGGCAUAGACGGUGUAGAGUGCUUUAUGGACGACAUCUUCCUGCACACGGAUGGUCAGGAGAAACAUGAUAAGCUGAAGAAGAAAGUCUUCCAGCGGCUAAAGGAGCGUGGGGUCAAGUUGAACAAAUCCAAGUGCAAGUUUGACAAGGAUAAAAUCGAUUUUCUUGGCCACAUCAUCAGCGGGAAAGGUGUAAGGCCAGAUCCAUCCAAGGUCAGUGCCAUCACUGAAAAGCCAGAGCCAGAGAACAUUACAGACUUGCGACGAGUGCUCGGCGUGGUGAACUAUUUGGGCAGGUUUGUGCCAAAUCUGUCAACAGUCAUGAAGCCGCUCACCGAUCUUCUGAAUCACGAUGCUGAGUGGGCCUGGACUCCAGCGCAGUCAUCUGCCUUCACUAAAGUCAAGAAAUUGCAGUCGUCAGCUCCAACACUCGCUUUCUUCGACAUGAGGAAGCCUGUCCUUGUAAGCGCCGAUGCAAGCAGCUACGGACUGAGGGGAGUUCUCCUCCAGGAGGACAGGGGUGAUCUUCAGCCAGUGGCCUACUGUUCCAGAACUCUAUCUAGGGCCGAGAGGAACUACGCUCAGAUUGAAAAGGAACUGUUGGUGGCCACCUGGGCGUGCGAAAAGUUCGAUCGCUACCUCAUCGGGCUGCUAUCAUUCACACUGCUCACCGACCACAAGCCCAUUGUGCCUCUGAUCAACUCUAAGGAACUGAAUGAUGCACCUGUCCGCUGCCAACGAAUGCUGAUGAGGAUGAUGCGCUACAGCGGAAAGGCAGUAUACACCCAAGAGAAAAACAUGACUGUCGCAGACUCCUUGUCCCGAAGUCCAGUAGUGAGCACCGAGCCUGAAGAAUUUGGUGAAGAAAUCGAGGCUCAUAUCGCUACAAUCCAGAUGUCAUGGGAUGCCACGGAUAGCAAACUUGACGAAAUCAGAAACAAGUCUCAACAGGAUCCAACGAUCAGUGCUGCCAUACAGUACACCAGAAGCGGUUGGCCGAAAUUCAUACAAAACGUCAGGUCCGAAGCUCGCGACCUCUACGCAGUUUCCAGUGAACUGAGCGAAGUCAGUGGACUACUCGUCAGAGGUAACCGCAUCGUAAUCCCCAAGACAAUGCGAGAAGAGAUGCUCAGCAGGAUCCAUGACGGUCACCUCGGAGUGUCAAAGUGUCGAGAACGGGCCAAAUCUUCCAUUUGGUGGCCUGGUCUCAGCUCCGAGAUACAGGAAGUCGUCUCAAGAUGCGACCAUUGUCAGCGGAAACGUCCAGCACAACCAAGCGAACCUCUAAACCGGACAGCUCUACCCAAGCGGCCGUUCCAGAUGGUUGGUGCUGACCUAUGCAACUACAAGGGACAUGACUACCUGUUUGUGUCAGAUCGUUUCCACAAGUUCGCCAAAGGCUGGGGAUUUAAACACACCUCCAGCAGUCCUCAUUUUCCCCAGAGCAAAGGCGGGUCGGAGAGAGCAGUCGAGGAAGCGAAUAAAUCCCUGAGUCAGGACGACCUAUUUCUCGCUCUCCUGAUCUACAGGUCUACACCGGUGUCACCGACGGGGGCGAGCCCAGCGGAACUUGCUCUUGGGCGACGCCUGUGGACGACCCUGCCAACUCUACCGUCAAACCUGAACCAGCAGGUCUACGACAGGGCGAAGAUUGCAGCCAGAGACGCUGAGUCGAAGCGUAAGUACAAACAAGCUUUUGACAGACGUCACGGAGCCCAGAACCUCCCGGAGCUGAAUCCUGGUCAGCUCGUCCUGCAGAAGCUGGAGAAUGACAAGGAGUGGCGUGGCCCUGCGGUUGUUAAAGAACGGUGUGCACCGAGGUCUUACAUCAUACAGUCUGGGGAUAGGGCUUACCGCCGGAACCGCAAACACCUGAAGCCCUACGUCGACCCUCCUUCCAUGCCUUCUUCACCUGUUGCCAGCCCAGAGCCUACUCCGAUGUCCAUUCCCUUACCUCCUCCACCAGUUGUCCAGCCGGUGAAGCCUGAUGUCACACCAACAUCACCUUAG
This is a messenger RNA of Aplysia californica (California sea hare), 2403 nucleotides long. RefSeq lists its product as uncharacterized. The transcript is spliced from 2 exons. Lineage: Eukaryota; Metazoa; Mollusca; Gastropoda; Aplysiida; Aplysiidae. Bases 1 to 2403 code for a protein of 800 amino acids. Gene Ontology annotation, molecular function: nucleic acid binding. The record is from RefSeq and is a predicted model, not a curated record.